AUGAACACGUUCGUGAACAUAUCCUACCCAAAACUCAAAUUAGAAGCACUAGACGUCACACAUAAUAGCAUUACCAACAUUUCAGAGGAUGCUUUUAUCAACCUGUCGCAGCUGAAGAAGUUGAUUUUAAAUGAAAAUGACGUACCAAUCUACUUCUUAAAGACUGCCUUUAGGUAUCUCAAUAAGCAAUACUUCAGGUACCUGGCAAUGAACAACAUGUCAUUACAGCACGUAGACGAAUUCUUUUUUGAAAGCCUCAAUAAUACAGGUGUUAUGUACAUAACUAUGGAAAUUAAUAACUUUAAAUCGUUCAACAUGUCUGUAUUUCGUCCGCUCGGGAGUCUAGGAUACGUUGAUCUUUCGUACAAUUUCAUAUCCGAGUUGUACUUAGAUCCCGACGUUAGCGUACACACCCUUAAAAUCAACAAUAAUAAAGUGUCCAUCAUUGUCGGAAAUAAAUGUCCAAAGAUACAGAGACUUUAUCUGAAGCACAAUGAUGUUUUAUAUCUCAACACGGAGUUCUUGAGGUCUUUUCCUAACCUUAAGGUCAUAGAUCUGUCGCAGAACCCUGUCAAAAAGAUUUACAGUAAUGCGUUUGCCUCUUUACAUAAACUAAACACCAUUAGGCUCUCUGGUUUGUGUAGUGUAAAAACAAUUGAAAAUAAUGCUUUUAACAACAGCAAAGUGAAGAGCAUUUCAUUAAAAAAUAACAAAUUGCAUUUUUUUAAGCACCAUCCAAUAUCUAGUGGUAUGUUUAUCGGUUGUGACAGUUUGGUUCAGGUUGAUCUUUCCGACAAUAAUAUGAUUAAAACUAGUCAGAAAUACUUAACAAAAUUAUUUAGACCAAUCUACCGUCGAGCAACACACAUAAGUUUAGCAAACUGCGGGCUUGGAAUGUAUCCAACAGCACUGUCAUCGUUCGACAAACUUUCACAUUUAGACUUGACAGGCAACGAAAUCACAGUCUUGGAGAAAAGCUAUUUUCCUAACAACUUGCUCUGGAUCAGCUUGAAAGCCAAUUACAUCACGUCGGUUGCAAAAAGUUCCUUACCAGAAAAUGUAACUGAAAUGAAAGUAAAUCUGGCCCUAAAUCCUUUUGAUUGUACCUGUGACUUGCUGUGGUUUCUGGAUUUGUUUGCAAGGACACGAGAAAACGACACAUUUCACCAGUCGAGUCAGCUGUAUCAGUGUGCUAGUCCGUCGUCUGAGAAGAACCUACACAUAUCGACAUAUGCAACAAAAAUUGGACAGCAGAAAUGUUUACUUCCAAUGGACAUGAUUACUACCAUCACGUUUGUUUUGUCUUUCUUUAUAGUUGUCAUGUUUGUUGGAACCGUAUUGUAGCUCUACAGAUGGCAUUUGCGCUAUUUCCUGUACACGGUGCGCAGUAGCAGAUCACCAAGACAGUCGGAAGAGGCCGUGGAGUACGAAUUUGAUGCAUUCAUAGCUUAC
This is a messenger RNA of Gigantopelta aegis, 1452 nucleotides long. RefSeq names its product toll-like receptor 3. The transcript has a single exon. Bases 1 to 1344 code for a protein of 447 amino acids. NCBI's taxonomy places the organism in Eukaryota, Metazoa, Mollusca, Gastropoda, Neomphalida, Peltospiridae. Gene Ontology annotation, molecular function: protein binding. The record is from RefSeq and is a predicted model, not a curated record. Gene Ontology annotation, cellular component: extracellular matrix.